Molecule: messenger RNA, 2057 nt
Organism: Eriocheir sinensis (Chinese mitten crab)
Lineage: Eukaryota; Metazoa; Arthropoda; Malacostraca; Decapoda; Varunidae
Product: protein-lysine N-methyltransferase EEF2KMT-like
Exons: 4
Coding region: 690-2039 (449 amino acids)
Source: RefSeq, a predicted model, not a curated record
CGCCAAGAGACAACAGACGCGCCCUUCACUUAGCGCCGUGAGCAGCAUCGUCCCGCCCAAGCCGUGGCGCUGUGCUCCUCCCAAACCUCCUCCUCAGUGAACCUGCUCUCGGUUAUUAGGGCUAUAUUGUGGUUUGUGGUGCCUCGCUUAUCCAUGCACUGCGUAUAGGUUUAAGAAUAAUACUCUCAAUCUGCAUGCUUUUAAACGCUCGACUGUGGCUCCGGCUCCGCGUGGCACUCCUCACCCCUAAUCUUGCUCGUCAAGAGAAAGCGACUACUUGGCGGCGUGCUGGCCAUUUCGAUUCGGCGUGUGGCUGCCACUCGCUGGCUAUAAAUACAGUACAAUAUUGUUUUCCCAUCGCCUAAGUCUCCUUUUCUGUCGUGCACAAUGUCAUGAAAUAAUGUGAAAGAAGAUUCAAGGUAGCCAAUGGUUGUUAAUAAGAAAAUGGUGAAGUGUACGCUAUUUUUGCCGCCUAUAAUGGCACAGCAGUGAUUCCAGUGUUCAUGUGGCGCAGGCGUGUGUUGUGAUGGCUGGCUGCUGUGAGACAAGAACAGGUUUCUGAAGAGAAUGCUUGAGUGAGCCUUUAGAGGUUUGUGACAGCGUGAGUAUCGCGUGUACGAGCCCCAUGAGAGGGGACUGAAAACCACGACUACUCUCUUUGCCUUGCUGGGGACGAUACCGUGGCAGAAAUGGCAGACAGGUCGUGCGAGCUCAUAACGCGUGCACUCCUCGCGAGCGUGGACACCUCUCGUACCAUCUGGGUCCACAUCGAUGCGGCCCUCCAUGCCUCCCACCAGGAACAGCCACCACAGCACUUCAUUGAUGAGAUCCUGGAUGCCAGUGUGAGGAAUCCCUGUGCCUUAGCAGCCCCUCGGGACCCAAGGCACUUGCGUAAGGUGGUCUUGUGGCUGGCCGAGCAGUGGCGAACGCGCGGAUGGAAAGUCCCCAAAGAGUUCCAGCUGGAGUCCCUCCCUGCAGCUGAGAACACGCCUGACCUCUUUUACAAAACCUAUGUGGGUUGGGGCGGCGGGGCGGGGGCUCCGGGAAUGACACUGCUGGAGAGUGGGGGCGGCAUCACCCACCACACCACGGGGCUGACCACCUGGUGCGGCGCCGCUGUGCUGGCGGAGUGGGUCGCCAACAACCCCAUGGUAGUGGCCGGCAGGAGGGUGCUGGAGCUCGGGGCUGGGGUGGGGUUCUCCGCGGCUGCCAUGCUGACCUCCCCGACCCAAGAGCAACCCCCGCCCGCCGCCUACAUCGCCACCGACUGCCACCACCACGUGCUGACCCUCCUGCACCAUAACCUGACGCUGAACCUGGCUGAACCGCCCCUCAAGAGGAGUUCCCUGGACGCCUUCCAAGCCCGUGUCACGCGUCAGUUGGAGGAGGAACGGGCGGCAGAGACGGAGGAAAACCAGAACGAUGAGCCACAGGUUUGGUCUCCUCCAGAGGGCUCCACCAGCGACCCGGACUAUCCCACCCUAGCCGUAGUGCGGGAGGCGGGGCCGCAAGGACAUGGCCUCGUUGGGGUGAUGCAGGUGGACUGGCGCAGCCCCCCUCGUCUGCCACCAGUGGACGUGAUCUUGGCGGCUGAUGUAGUCUACUGUCGUCAACUUCUGCGGCCCCUGGUCACUCUCCUCAGGGUCAUCUUGGAGGGAAGUGAGGAGCCAGACGAUCCACAGCAAAACCCAGAAAAAGACAACGAGAGGCAGACAGCAGGAAACGGAGGGAGUUUAGAGGGCAAGGAACAUGACAGUGAAGAGGAAACAGUUGCCGACGGAAGGACGUCUAGAGAACCAGGAGGCGACAGGAAUGGCGAAGUGCGCCGGGGAAGACGAGAAGCGUUCCUUGCCUGCACCCGCCGGAGCCACGAGACGCUGGGCCUCUUCCUGCAGGAGGUGGCGCGACAGGGGCUUCAAUACAGCCUCGCUUAUCAGGCCACGCUGGACGCCGACACCGCCCUCUUUGUGUACAACGAAAUGCAUCUUCCGAUCAAGGUGUACAGGAUUACUCUUCCCGAGGAUCCCUUUGUCACCUGAGGGAGCGGCGCCGCGCCA